AUGAACAGUAGACCACCACUAUGGAACUCAUCAUCACGGCGCAAAAUAUCACGUCUGUAUCUCUACACCACACUUCCUUUAGAGAAGAUUGUGGCGGUUGUACAUGCCAAAUCUCCAGAUACUGUGCCUGGUCAGGACUCGGCCCACAAGACGCUCAACGCAAUGCUUAACAAGCAGCCGCGAUGGCUUCACCCAAGAAACGAAGGUGACAUGGCACGGAGAUUGGAAGAGUUGUCGCUUUCUCCUACAAGAACCAACUCAACACAUAAUUCCAUUUCAUCUCCUAUGCAAGAUACUUCAGGAUCAACACCUGCUCUAAACGCUGUUCCAACACCACAUCUUGUUAGAAAUCCAACUAGGGCUUCACUCGAAGUUCCACCUUUCAACCAAUACUCUCAGUCUCAGCAGCGCCGCGCCAACAGGUCUACCGUCCAAGAACGAGAGCAAGAAGAAAACAGCCAUUUUAGGACUUUCUUGCAACGACCAACAUUCAUGACCACCUCGACAGAUUGCACAACGGGGACAUUCUCAAGUCUACUCAAAGACUAUGGUCACCCAUAUGUCAAGACAGUGAAGCGUCUUAUCAAACGGUAUACGGCGCCAUUGAGCCGACGAGGGGCCAGUCUUUCGCCCAUUUCGGACGAGGAGCCAACUAUGACGUCUUGGCUAGAAGACCGAGACGCUCCUGUCUGUCUACCAAACGGCCCUUACUACAUGCCAGGUGACUUCCUGUGCAUCGACCAAGUUGCCCAGGAUGACUAUACAUGUUUUGAAGGAACUGAGGAUCAUAUAAAAAAGUCAUGUUUCUGCCGGCCAAUGGAAGAACUCAGGGAACCAGCAUGGAUAACAGCGCAGGGCGUCUCCCAGACUGGUUCCAAUGCUGUGGCCCUUGCUAUCAACAAUUCCUCGUUCGAAGAGCGCGAUCAAUUUGGCCAUACUGUUUUCCAUCUCAUGGCGGCGAGAGGCAUGGGCGACGAGCUUUUUGAAGCAAUCCGAUUAGUCCAAGACGCAGAUAUUCUUAACGAGCAGAAUACAGCUGGACAAACACUUUUACAUGUGUUGCACAUUUCCUGGUUCCACAGCGAGGUUCAUCUGCAACAUCUCCUGGAUAUUCUCGCUAGGAAAGGAUUCAACUUUAGCGCAAGCGAUUACUAUGGUCGUUCAUUUUCACAUAUCCUCUUCCAAAGAGACGAGUCAGUUGGUUUUCGCAACAACUUGCUUCAACUUUGUGGUUCUACGAGCUAUCAAAAGCGGGAUGCAUUCAACAUGACGCCUACUAAUUCAGUGGCCCCUGUGCCAAUCGUUGGAAUCAACAGAACAUACACUCAGGCUAUGGACAUCGACCCUCCCGUACAAACUUCGCGACAUGACAGCAACGACCCUUACCGCACAACCGAUAUACAACAAGAAGCACGCAUCCUAGAAUAUGUUAGGGCCGCAGUAAAUGACCCCCUACUCGAAGAUCUAGAAGGUCGCAAUGGACUACAUUGUCUCGCUGCGGCCACACUAAGCUCAAGCAGUGUCACACAAAAAUACAACCUAGACAAGGAAGGCAUGCCAAACUAUCAGAAGAACAAGAAGGAAAAAGUCGACAAGUACUCAGAUUCAAGUACCAGGGGCUUAGAGUUUCGUCGAACGCUCUUAGAAAGUCUUCUAGCAGCAGGUGUCGACCCAAACCACUACGAUACCCACGGCAACACACCCCUUAUGGCCUUUGCCGCCCAACUCCCUGAAGACGACGACUACACAAACGGUCCAGGUAUUAUCGAAGAUCUCAUCAGAGCUGGCGCACGAGUCAAUGCCCGAAACAGAGCUGGCGAAACAGCGCUACACGUCGCUGUUCGAUGUGGGCACAAGCUAGCUGUCAAGCAACUUGUUAAAAGUGGCGCGAAUGUCCACGUUCGCGACGCAGCGGGUCGAAGUGUUCUGGAGGUUGCGGAUGCAAAAAUGAAGAGUCUGAGGGGCCAGGAUGAUGCUGAGUACUCCCAUCUUGAGGCCUGCCGGGCGUGGUUGAGUGGGACAUCAAGUGGUGCUGUACAGGAGCCUACGGUCAUACAAGAAUGGGCGAUUUGUUCAUAG
Fusarium graminearum PH-1 is the source of this 2079-nucleotide messenger RNA. RefSeq lists its product as uncharacterized. The record is from RefSeq and is a predicted model, not a curated record. Gene Ontology annotation, molecular function: protein binding. The transcript is spliced from 3 exons. Bases 1 to 2079 code for a protein of 692 amino acids. NCBI's taxonomy places the organism in Eukaryota, Fungi, Ascomycota, Sordariomycetes, Hypocreales, Nectriaceae.